This is a messenger RNA of Leptopilina heterotoma, 1051 nucleotides long. RefSeq names its product protein obstructor-E-like (gene Cpap3-d). The transcript has 5 exons. NCBI's taxonomy places the organism in Eukaryota, Metazoa, Arthropoda, Insecta, Hymenoptera, Figitidae. The coding region runs from base 95 to 808 and encodes 237 amino acids. Gene Ontology annotation, molecular function: chitin binding. Gene Ontology annotation, cellular component: extracellular region. The record is from RefSeq and is a predicted model, not a curated record.
AAUACUGUAAAAGUGGAGGUGCCAGGGUGGGGCCUUUGCGUUGUUACUUCAGUUCAACUUCAGUAGUUACAGUCCGUACAGCGUAGACCGAACCAUGAACUCUUUAAGUAGUGUGACCCUAUUGGUCCUGUCGGCCAUAUUUUCCACUUGUACGAGUUUAUCAAUUUCACCACAUGGACCAGUGCUUUUGGGAGCACCGCAAUGUCCGGAUUUAUAUGGCGAACAAGCGUAUCCACAUCCGGACAGUUGUAACGCCUUUUUCUUGUGCACAAAUGGCAGUUUGACCCUGGAGCAUUGUGAAAAUGGUCUUCUAUUCGACGGUCAUGGCAACGUUCACCAACACUGCAAUUAUCACUGGGGAGUUGAUUGUGGUCAUCGCAAAUUCGAUUUGACACCAUUGAGUUCUCCAGGAUGUGAAUAUCAAUUUGGAAUGUAUCCCGACAGUGAUUCUUGCAGUCAAACCUACAUAAAAUGCGUGCACGGUGAACCACGUCAGGAGCAUUGUGAUGCAGGUUUAGUUUACGAUGACAAAUCACACACAUGCGUUUGGCCCGAUCAAAUGAUUCCAUUCUGUAAUCCCGAGCAAGUCAUUGGAUUUAAGUGCCCGAAAAAAGUACCAGCUCACACUGCCGCUGCUAAAUUCUGGCCAUUCCCAAGAUUUCCAGUUCCUGGUGAUUGUGGAAGAUUAAUUACAUGCGUCGAAGGCCACCCACGACUUAUCACCUGUGGCGAUGGAAAACUUUUUGAUUCCGAGACUCUAAGUUGUUUGGAACCGGACGAACUUCCACACUGUGCCAAUAAUCUUUAAAAAUGAAGAGAAAACAAACUAAAUCGGAGCUCCAACAGCAAAAAUCAUAAACUCUGAGGAAAAACCACAGCAGUCUUUCGAAAUUCCUUUUUUCAACUUGUAAAUAAAUUCCUGUCACAUAGAACAAUUUAUAAUAUAGAACGAAUUUGUCUCUAUUUAUGUUUAUAAAAAAAACUAUUUAAAUGAAAAUGCAAAUAUUUUUAUAUAAUAUAUUUUUUUCAAUAAUAAAUUUUCUCCCUUUAA